CAUCGCUGCUGCGGGCCGGUCUGUUGGGGCCUGGGCUGGGCGGGCGGUGGCUGUGGGAGGCCCUGGAUCUUGCAGGGCUUGGCGUCGUGAGAGGGCACCGAUGCCUUCUUUGACUCAGAAUUUGCCCUAUCAAAAAGGUUGUUUCAGCAAGCAGGACUGAAGGAAUGGUGCAGCUGUGCAGUUACCAUUGUUUCCUCCUCACCUCUUCAUCGGCUUGAAGCAGUACUUACCUAGUUAGGAAGAGCUGACUGCUAAAGAGAAAAUGACAUCUUUGGAAAAAGUUGAUGAUGCCUCAGCACCCAUUCGAGGACCUGGAGAUGGCAUGGAAACAGAGCAAACAGCUGGAGCAGUGGAAGUAAUCACCGGAGCAAACAGUGCAAGCCAUCACAUCCACCACAGCCCCCAUAAAAAGACAGCUUCUUCCCUGAGUCCUGGAGUUCUGCAGCUGGGGAAAGUACAUCCAGAUAAAUCAGUAGAGAUUGAAGCUAUUCGAUUAUUAGUCCCCAAAGCAGCCAUCACCCAUGUUGUUCCAACUAAAAAUGCUAAGGUAGCUAAAUCUGUGGGACAUAAAGGAGACACGUUCCAUCAGUCAGAUGGAGCUACAGACCCCAAGAAAGAACAGACAGAGCUGAAAAAUGCAAUUGAAAAGCUAAAGAAUUCAGAAAAGCGGUUGUUGCAGGAUAAAGAAGGUCUCUCUAAUCAGCUGCGUAUACAGACAGAGGUCAAUCGGGAGUUGAAGAAAUUACUCGUUGCUUCUGUUGGGGACGAUCUGCAGUAUCACUUUGAACGGAUGGCUCGUGAGAAGAAUCAGCUCAUCCUAGAAAAUGAAGUCUUGGGCCGGAAUAUGGCUCAGUUGUCGGAACAGUUGGAGCGCAUGUCUAUACAAUGUGAUGUGUGGAGAAGCAAGUUCCUAGCAAGCAGGGUGAUGGCUGAUGAGCUGACCAAUACCAGAGCAAUUCUUCAGCGCCAAACCAGGGAUGCACAAAGUGCAAUCCAGGACUUGCUGAAUGAACGCGAUCAGUUCCGUCAAGAGAUGAUUGAUACACACAAGCUGCUGGAGGAGCUCAUGGUCUCACUUCAGUGGGGGAGACAACAGACAUACUAUCCUAGUGCCCAGCCUUACACUACAACAGAGCUAGCAGCUGUGAAUUGUAAGCUAGCCAAAGCUGUAAGCUCACAUCUUCUAGGAAAUGUUUGCACUAACAGUCCAAAAAAGACUUCAACAGCUGUGGAGUUUUGCAAUACCCCUGCUGAGAAAAUGGCUGAAAUGAUGCUGCAUGUACUGGAUCCAGCUGCACAUCCAGAGACAUCAACAGAAGUUUCUUUUUCUGAGACUUCUCCAUCUUCUUUCCUUUCUACAAAGAAAAGUAUUGGAAGGUUUCACCCAUAUACAAGAUAUGAAGAUGUCACCUUCAAUUGUUGCAAUCACUGUCAAGGAGAGCUGAUAGCCCUUUAAAAGCCCAGCCAAGGCAGCUGCACAUGCACUGUUUCUGAAGAAUUACACUAGUUGAUGUUCAGCAGGCUUCCCUUGUCCUUUUUCCAUAAUGAGUAGGUAUGGCCUUGGAAAUGGUGCAGUUUCUGCUUCCCUACCUCUUGAAGUUACAGAUUGACAGGAUUUCCAUAGUCUCUGGGAUACUUCUACUAUUUCUCAACGGGGAAAGCUACUUAUUUUCUUAUACAAAGGCAAGCCAAAAAACAUUAUGCUGGUCCAAUUUGUAGAGCAUAGAGAUGCUCUUGACUAUUAACAUUUAUAGUCCUAUUAGCAAAUCUUAAUGAAUUUCCCUUUAGAGGGAGACAGAAGUGUAACCGUACCAAAGCAAAUGAAGUGCUGAUCAGUUAUGCCUAAAUUUAAAAAUAAUGAUAAAUGGUCAGUUAUAUGCCUUUUUUUUUUUAAUUUUAGCCAGGGUGAUGAACUGCCCUCAAGUCUAUGUUCUACCUUGUAAAGUUAGUCAUAAAAAGGAGUAUGUGCAAUGAUUCUUCAUAGCUGUAAGUUCUGAAAGCAAGACUAUGUGCAAUGUCAGCCCUCCUGUCAAGAAGGAGAUAAAGCUUGAGUGAACUCUAGGUAUAAUACAUAAGUAGUAACUGCUUUCAAGUGGGUUCUAGAAAAUUGUGGGAUGAGGUUUUUCUUGUUUCCACAGAGCUAAAAUAAUGGCUUUUCCAUUGUUUCAGCUUCUAGAGUGAAGCUGCUGCAUAGCUGAUCCUCAGCAAAGGCAGAUUGACAGAGUUCCUUUAGUACAUAGCAUUGAAUCCUGGCCUGGCAUUAGGACUCAGUCCUUGCCCAAGGUUUUCCUGAGUAUUAUUGGGAAGGUGAAGAUAAGCACUAAGUUUGCAUUGGUACUGUUAAAAAAAGUACUUUUUUACUUGUAUGGUUUUAUAAUCUUUAUGUAGAUUUGAAGUUCUUGACAUAGGUGUGAAGAGAAUUUCUAGGAGACAAUCUGCUAAAUCCAAAGAAGCCUAUUUAAGUUUCUUAGUUUGACAUCCAAAUUUACCAUAUGAAGCUGUCUAGUUUAGGGAAAAGGUUUCUGAAAUGGUUGCUUUUACCCAAUUUUCCUUUGAAUCUCAUACCCAUGAUCAGAAUAUGUAAGCUGUGAGUUCUUGCUGUUGCUGGCUCUGAUUUAGUUUACAUGGAGAAAGUUACAAUAAACAUCCUUUACUUGCUUUCAUGUAAA
Messenger RNA from Passer domesticus (house sparrow), 2669 nucleotides. It is a transcript of the gene BLZF1, whose product is annotated as basic leucine zipper nuclear factor 1. The record is from RefSeq and is a predicted model, not a curated record. Gene Ontology annotation, biological process: Golgi organization; Golgi to plasma membrane protein transport. Lineage: Eukaryota; Metazoa; Chordata; Aves; Passeriformes; Passeridae. Gene Ontology annotation, cellular component: Golgi membrane. The transcript has 8 exons. The coding region runs from base 263 to 1456 and encodes 397 amino acids.